Gigantopelta aegis is the source of this 471-nucleotide messenger RNA. RefSeq lists its product as uncharacterized. The transcript is spliced from 2 exons. The record is from RefSeq and is a predicted model, not a curated record. NCBI's taxonomy places the organism in Eukaryota, Metazoa, Mollusca, Gastropoda, Neomphalida, Peltospiridae. The coding region runs from base 1 to 471 and encodes 156 amino acids.
AUGGAUGUCAUUGAAAAGGUAGAAGGCCCUACGCCACGGACAAGCCCGAUUGUAGUCGUCCCUAAGAAAGCUGGUGAUCUAGGAGAGAGUGGUGCCAAGGUCAAUAGAGAAAAAUGUGUGUUCUCCACAAAUGAACCGACUUUCUUUGGACAUGUGUUUGGUGCAAAUGGUGUCUCAGCUGAUCCCAACAAGAUUAAGACCAUUAUCAACACAGCUCCUCCAGAGAAUAUCAGCGAAGUCCGUUCCUUCCUAGGAAUGACGCAGUAUAUUGCGAGGUUCAUGUCUGAUUACGCAACCAUGACUGAGCCCCUCAGGAAGCUCACCAGACAAGGCAUCGCAUGGAAAUGGUCACAAACAGAACAACCAGCUUUUGACAAGCUGAAGCAAUCUCUGACGCAAACGCCAGUCACGGCUUACUUCGACUCUAAGGAAGAAACUACAGUUUUGGUUGAUCAAGUCCUGUUGGUCUAG